This is a messenger RNA of Nasonia vitripennis (jewel wasp), 873 nucleotides long. RefSeq lists its product as uncharacterized. Lineage: Eukaryota; Metazoa; Arthropoda; Insecta; Hymenoptera; Pteromalidae. The transcript is spliced from 5 exons. The record is from RefSeq and is a predicted model, not a curated record. Bases 226 to 732 code for a protein of 168 amino acids.
UUAGUUUCCUUUGCUAUAAAUAAGCUUAUUUAUUUUUUAGAAACUGUAGAACAAAAUGAUACUGGAGAAUUCUUGAUACCAUCAUCAUUGAUAACAAAAGAAGAUUUGGCGACAUUCAAAAAUCAGUUAUUUGACUUCGUAAGGGAACAAUUUUCAAAAGCUGAAAAAAAUUCGAAAGCAUACAGAGUUAGUUUGGACAGUAAAACUGCGAACAUUCAACUAGAAAUGGUUCAAUUGAAAACACUGGUGCAAGAUAAAAGACCAUUCGGAGAUAGUGAACAUGUUCUAUCAUUGGAGAAGCUAAAAGAAAUUUAUGACGUUACCCUUCCUAUGGAAACUUCUACAGAGUUCUACAAUUUUAAUUCAAAAAUUGUGCACGAUAAUUACAUUAGCUUAAAAACUUAUUUUGGCUGCAAUAUAAAUACUCAAGAGAAAAAUAUAGCUGCCAAAGUUAUAACUCCUAUUUUCAAAACUUUCUUUUCUAAAGAUCUUGUUAGAAAAUUUACUGCUCAAAAAAAAAGUAAAGACGAGUACAUUUUUAAAGAUUCUAAGUUUUACGACUGCUUGUUUGAUGCAAUGCAGAAUGCACAUAGUAAGAAGGGACAAACAGUGACAAAUGCUGAUUUACUGGGACUGAUUGGAACUGUUAUAAACAAUGCUGCUGAUUGGGAUCGAGGUCGUGACAGCAGAAAAAGAACUCGGGAUCAAGAUAGUGAUGGCAAUGACAUUUAAAAUAUUUAUAAUUAAAAUUUGACUAUUUUUAUAUAUUGCAGUUACAUGUACGUUUUAAUGUAAUUUAUGUUCUGUAAAUUGCUCAUGACGUACUUAAUAAAUAAAUUAACAAAUAAAUAUUUUAACGUUUGUACAACAUUA